Messenger RNA from Amphimedon queenslandica, 1676 nucleotides. Its product is annotated as trichoplein keratin filament-binding protein-like. The record is from RefSeq and is a predicted model, not a curated record. Gene Ontology annotation, biological process: apoptotic process. Gene Ontology annotation, cellular component: keratin filament. The coding region runs from base 21 to 1580 and encodes 519 amino acids. The transcript is spliced from 14 exons. Lineage: Eukaryota; Metazoa; Porifera; Demospongiae; Haplosclerida; Niphatidae.
UUUUAAAAAAUAUUAUAUCUAUGGCGCUGCCUACUUUGAAAUCAUACUAUGGCAGGCUCGAUGGCAGGCCUCAAAGCAGACCUGGUACAGCAAGAGUCAGUAUGCUGGCUCACAGGAGAAUGAUUGCUGAUGAGAACCAGGAGAGAUGGAAGGAGAAUCACCAGUACUUUAAAAGCAAUGAGGCGAGGAACCAGAAACUGAGGGUGUGGACCUCAGACUCCUGCUACAGAGGAAGUUUAGGUCAAUACAAUGAUAAGAUAAUAAAGGAACAGAAUGAAAGGAAACUAGAGAACAGACGAGGGAAGCUAAGGGAACUACUGAACAAAGAGACAAUUGAAUAUGAAGAAGAACUCAAAGCAUUAACUCCUGAUCAAAGGAAAAUAAUGAAAGAAAGAGCUGACUCAUUGAGAUCUGAAAGAGAACGAAAAAGAAAGGAGAUAGCAGAUGCCAAACUAAAGGAGCACUUUAGAGUUAACUGCCACCAGUUACGUGAAGUUGAGUCAAGGUGUAAACAGAGGCAGACCCAAGAGAGCUGGGAGACUCAAAUAUCGAAGAAAAAAGAACUUGAGGCAAAGGAGCGAGAAGAAAAAAUAAGAUAUGAGAGGGAGCUGGAGGAGAGAAGAAAGAAAAUGCUGAUUGAAGAGGAAGAAAAGAAAAAGCAACAAAAAAGGAAGGAAGAAGAGCUCAAGAAAGCUCUUGAGGAUCAGUUGCUGGAAGUGAAAGAGAGAGAAGAGGAAGCAGCUGAACUAGAGAAGAAAGAAUAUGAACUUAUUAAAGAGAAGAUUGCAUUGGAAGAUGCAGAAGAUGAAAGGAGGGAGCUUGAAAAGAAACAGAGACAGCAAGAUAUUGGGAGAAGAUUGUUGCAUCAAGUGAAAGCUCAAUUAAGAAGAAAAUCACAGCAAGUGCAGGAAAGUUUGAGAUUAGAUAUUGAAAUACUCGAAAGACUAGCAGCGGAAGAGAAUGAAAGGAAAGAGAAUGAGGAGAAGAAGAAAGAAAAGCAAAGACUGGAUACUCAAGAGAUGAGGGACAUUAUGAGACAGCAACUAGAACUGGAGAGACAGCGAGAGAAAGAUCUAGACGAUUUGUAUAGAGAAGAAGCAGAGAGACAAUGGUCACAUAGAGAAGCUGAAUGGAGCAGAGAAAGGAGGGCAAGGGAAGCUCUAAUGGCUGAAGUUAUUGAAGGAAGACAGCAACAGCUUGAAGAGAAGAUAGCUGGGAUAAAGAGAGAGCAGCUAGAAAAUAUUGAAAGAAGAGAAGAACUUUUGAAGAAGAUUGAAGAAGGGAAUCUACUUACAGCUAGAGAAGAGAAAAGGAAACAUGACCAGCAAAAGAAACUUAAUGAAGAUCUUCAGUCUCAGAUACUUGAUAAACAGAGAGCUACAGAGUAUACUGAAAUACUAAAAGAAAGAGAAAAGGAGAAAGAAAGGUUACUGGAUGAAGAAUAUGACAUGAGAGUAAAGGAAGAGGUGGACAUGUUAACAUCAAGAUACAAUCAUGGCUACCAGCAGUAUCCAGUAGACUCUUAUUAUUCUCCUCGUCCUCUAACUGGUCACUCAACUGAUUGGUACUAUCAUUAUUGACUGACUUACACACUUAUUGACUUCACAUUUAUCAACUCUUGCAGCUACAUGUAGUUUUACUCUUCCAUCAAAUUCAAAUAAGUGAUUCAACUUGAA